GUUUCCCCCCAGGAAAAAGGGUGCGCCAUAAAUCAUUCUCCCAGCUUCCCGAGACGAACACUUUUCUUGGCUUUCCGUUAUUAUUUCUCGUGGCUUGACACUAUCACUUAUACUAUUUAUUAACAAGUUACUAUGGAACAACAGCAAGAAAAGCCUGAGGGCAACCAUGUUCUCCAAACACCACUCUGGAUCAUUAUACUCCGUGGCUUCCAAUUCCUCAUCUCCCUCAUCAUCGUCGGUCUCUGCGGCCGUCUGAUGCACGAUGCCACCCUCGACGAAGAAGCUCUAUCUCUCGCCAUUGCGAUCAUAUCAUGGAUCGUCAUCGCAUACGUCGUCUUGACAGAGAAAAUCCCCAGUCUUCAAAGCGCAUACCACAUCAUCGCCGUUCUAUGCCUCGAUGGACUAAUGAUGGUUCUUUGGCUUGCAGCUUGGGCUGCUACUGCUGCGAGACGUGCUAAAUACGUCGUUCCUGUUAAUGCUUAUGGCUGUGUUGAUGAUGGAAGUCUUACAGAUAGUAAGACUUGCAAUAUUUUUAAGCGUGAUGGGGAGAAUGUUAUUCUGUUCAAGUCUGGGCUGGCUAUGCUUGCUGCCGUCGCAGGUCUCGGCGCUCUUGUUUGGAUUCUCUUCAUCGUCACUUUCGUCUGGACUCUUGUCAUGUUCCUCCGUGGUCGCAGGGAAGGCCGCUUCGCCGUCAACCUCGCAGCAUCCCCUUCACCCAACAACAACUACCAAAUGGAGACCAAGGUCAACGAAGCCCAGCCCAUGGUUCAGCCUGUUCAACCUCAGGGUGUCCCCCAACAGUACCAACAACAACCUACUCAAGGCCAAUUCGUUCCUCAACAACAGCAGCAGCAGUAUCCUCCUCAGGGCACUCCCUCUCCUUACCAACCUACCCAGAGCCCAUACCAACAACAGGGUGCUUAUCCUCCCCCUGCCGCACCCUACUCUCCCCAAGACCAGCAGUACCAGGGCCAGCAGAACUACGGACAGUAUCCUCCCCAGCAGUAUCAACAGCCUGCUCAACCUCAGGGAAGUGAGCUUGAUGGUCAGACAAACUACUCUACACCUCCUCCAGCUUCAAUGUCUCCUCCUCCCCAGCAUUACGGAAGUGAGCUCGACAGUCAGACGAACUACACCCAUCCUCCUGCUUCAAUGUCGCCGCCCCCUCAGCCUCAGCCUUACCCUCCUCAAGCAUAUCCCCAGCAGUAAAUGAAGUGAAGAGGAGGGUUUAAUGAUUGCACCUCUCGGCGCGUGGAGUUACGUUUCUGUUUUGCCAGUAUUUUAUAUAUCCAAUAACAGUGGUGGCUUUUUGACACUUGUUUUAUACCAAUAGUCACAGUUAGAAUACACGAUGCAGCGAUUGAUGACAAUUUAUUGCAGUAGCACAUAUAAACUUCGUUCUCAUAACGUCGAUAACCGCAGUAGUUUCUCGUAACGCUCAUAAGUGUAGCAGUUUAACACAAAGUAUUUAUAGCAAUUCCUUUCAAUAAUCAUAUCGC
Messenger RNA from Fusarium redolens, 1499 nucleotides. RefSeq lists its product as uncharacterized. The transcript has 3 exons. NCBI's taxonomy places the organism in Eukaryota, Fungi, Ascomycota, Sordariomycetes, Hypocreales, Nectriaceae. The record is from RefSeq and is a predicted model, not a curated record. Bases 133 to 1209 code for a protein of 358 amino acids.